GUUUUUAUCACAAAGUUUGCCUAUACAGGCUUGAAAACUCGAGGAGCUAACCUCCUGAGUUUGCACAUGCAUCUCUGCCUCGUCAAGCGGCAUCGACGCGCACCCCCGCCCACGGCAGGAUGAGCGCUGAGGUCACGCCCGAUCACCCGGUGGGCUCCGACUUCGUCGGGCAGCUGAAGGGGGCAAUGGCGACGGGCGACCGGCGGAAAGCGGACGCGCUCCUCAGGGCCACGGCGGCGACGGGGGGGAACCCCGACGCCACGAUCGAGCUGUCGAACGACGACUGGCUGAAGGACCCCUCAGUUCAGCUCCCGCCAGCCGUGCUGAUGGGUGAGUUCCCCAGGCGAUCCCUCGCCAUGGCGAUCUUUCUCACAAAUCGCUCGAUCCCUCCGUCGCUCCGCGGCUGAACGCUGGCUGAGCAGAGAGCCUCAUUUGAGGGCGAAGCAGAUGGAGAAACAGAUGGGGAAUUCGGCAGGGCCCGAGCCCUGCAGCAGCGUUCAGCUGGUGUGUCAUUUCUAGCAGGGUGAACAUGGAUGAGUCGUUAAGUCCCCGCCUGAUUGGCUCCAGCAACGGGGCGUGGCUUCUCGCAGUUCAGAGCAGAGCACUCACUGUGUGCGAUGGCAAGAAGUGCUAAACCUAAAAUUGAUGUGCACAUCUGUUAGUGAAAAGACACAUGGACAUUG
Anguilla anguilla (European eel) is the source of this 683-nucleotide messenger RNA. Its product is annotated as ankyrin repeat and SOCS box protein 18-like. NCBI's taxonomy places the organism in Eukaryota, Metazoa, Chordata, Actinopteri, Anguilliformes, Anguillidae. The transcript has a single exon. The coding region runs from base 120 to 407 and encodes 95 amino acids. The record is from RefSeq and is a predicted model, not a curated record.